Chenopodium quinoa (quinoa) is the source of this 4173-nucleotide messenger RNA. RefSeq names its product RAB6A-GEF complex partner protein 1-like. Gene Ontology annotation, biological process: intracellular protein transport; retrograde transport, endosome to Golgi. Gene Ontology annotation, cellular component: cytosol; Ric1-Rgp1 guanyl-nucleotide exchange factor complex; Golgi membrane. The coding region runs from base 259 to 3687 and encodes 1142 amino acids. NCBI's taxonomy places the organism in Eukaryota, Viridiplantae, Streptophyta, Magnoliopsida, Caryophyllales, Amaranthaceae. Gene Ontology annotation, molecular function: protein binding. The transcript is spliced from 22 exons. The record is from RefSeq and is a predicted model, not a curated record.
CCUUAAUCCCCAACAACUUAAAUUUUAUUUUAUUUUAUUUUUUUUUUUAAAAAAAAAACAGAGAAAGAUUUUGAUUGUGAUUUUUGGUAGGAGAUUCAUCAGAUCCAUCUCCUCCUCUCUCAACUGCUGAGAAUCAGAUCGUUGUCUCCUCUUCUUCUUCUUCAUCUUUUUCACUGAAACUAUGCUCUCAAUUUCUUCCUUCGAACCCUAAUUUUCUCUCUCCUCCAUUAAUUUGUUCUUCUCUUACGACGAUCCAAAAUGUAUAUGGCUUAUGGAUGGCCGCAUGUAAUGCCAAUUGAAUCAGGAAUUUCCGAUUCUUCUCAACGAAUUAUUUAUCUUAAAGUUAUCAAUCGAUUGUUGCUCGUUGUCGCUCCUUCUCAUCUUGAACUCUGGAGUUCUUCUCAGCAUAAAGUGAGAUUAGGGAAGUAUAAAAGGGAUUCAAGCUCAAUCCAGAGAGAAGGUGAGAAUAUACAGGCUGUGUGGAGUCCAGAUGCAAAAUUGGUUGCUGUUCUUACUUCUUCUUUCUACCUUCACAUAUUUAAGGUGCAAUUUUCUGAUAAAAGAAUACAAUUUGGGGGAAAGCAGCCAUCAGCACUGUUUCUUGCAAACAUUAAUAUUGUCCUGAAUGAGCAGGUCCCUUUCUCUGUCAAGGAUUUAACAGUGAGCAAUAUCGUAUGUGAUAAUAAGCAUUUGCUGAUUGGACUCUCUAAUGGUUCCUUGUAUACUAUAUCAUGGAAAGGGGAGUUUUGUGGCACUUCUAUUGUUGACUGCCGUAUUGGUGAGAAAAAUGAGAUCAUUAGUGCAUCUAAUUGUUUUGAAAAUGGCUGUGCAACUGGAAGAAGUCCAGAAGUAAAUCAUAUCGACCCAACACUCUGUGGACCUUCUUCUAUUGUGGGGUUGGAGCUUUCGUUGCUAUUGAGGAUGCUAUUUGUUCUUUUCUCUGAUGGGAAGCUUUUACAGUGUUCUGUAAGCAAGAGGGGCCUUAAGCAAGCUGACUCUGUAAAAGCUGAGAAGAUAUUUGGUUCAGGUGAUGCUUUAUGUGCUUCAGUAGCUUCUGAUCAGCAAAUUCUUGCAGUUGGUACUAGAAGAGGGGUUGUUGAGUUAUAUGACCUGGCUGGAUCUGGUUCACUAAUGCGUAGUGUUUCAUUGUAUGAUUGGGGGUAUUCUACUGAGGAUACUGGUCCUGUUAGUUGUAUCGCGUGGACACCUGAUAAUUCUGCCUUUGCGGUUGGAUGGAAGCUUAGAGGGCUUACAGUUUGGUCUGUCUCAGGCUGUCGCUUAAUGUCAACUAUCCGUCAAGUUGGCUUGAGCUCUAUCUCUUCCCCAGUACCUAAGACAAACCCAGAUCGGAAAUCUGAGCCCUUAAUGGCUGGUGCAGCAACAAUUCACUGGGAUGAACAUGGAUACAGGUUGUAUGCGGUGGAGGAAAAGUCUUCAGAGAGAAUUCUUGCAUUCUCCUUUGGUAAAUGUUGUCUUAACAGAGGAGUUUCAGGCUCAACCUCUGUUCGUCAAGUGAUCUAUGGUGAAGAUCGUGUUCUUCUUGUUCAGUCUGAGGAGACAGAUGAUCUUAAAAUGUUGCACCUUAACCUUCCAGUUAUGUGCUUUACUUGUCUUCUUUCUUGCCACUCAUAUUUUGUCUAUGAUGUGGCCCUUUCUGACAUCGUGUUUGUCCAGGUCUCGUACAUCUCUCAGAAUUGGCCAGUUUUACAUGUGGCAGCUAGCUUUGAUGGAACAUUCUUGGCAGUUGCUGGUCUUCAUGGAUUGAUAUUGUAUGACGUACGUCUGAAAAAAUGGCGAUUCUUUGGAGAUGUUACACAAGAACAGAAAAUCGAAUGCAAGGGUUUGUUGUGGCUGGGGAAAAUUGUUGUUGUUUGCAAUUAUGUCAGCUCAUCUAACACGUAUGAGCUGCUAUUUUAUCCUAGAUAUCAUCUUGAUCAAAGUUCACUAUUGUGUAAAAAAACGUUGCUGACAAAGCCGAUAGUCAUGGAUGUUUAUCAAGAUUAUAUACUGGUUGCCUAUCGCCCUUUUGAUGUCCACAUAUACCAUGUGAAAUUAUCUGGUGAAUUGACCCCUAUAAGUAAUCCAAAUUUACAGCUUUCUACAGUACGUGAGCUCUCUAUCAUGACCGCAAAGAGCCCUCCGGCAUCUAUGCGCUUCAUACCAGAUCAAUUUUAUAAGGAUUAUAGUUCAGUAAAACACAAGUCAUCGCAAGAGCCUGUGAGAUGUUUGAUAUUGCGUGCAAAUGGGGAGAUGUCCCUUCUAGAUAUGGAUGAUGGGCAUGAAUUGGAGUUAACAGAUUCUGUUGAACUGUUUUGGGUUACAUGUGGCCUAUCAGAUGACAAAGAAAAUCUCAUUGAAGAGAUUACUUGGUUGGAUUAUGGUCAUCGAGGAAUGCAGGUCUGGUAUCCAUCUCCAGGUGUUGACCCUUUCAAACAGGAGGACUUCUUGCAGCUGGAUCCUGAUCUUGAGUUUGAUCGUGAAAUUUAUCCUCUGGGACUUCUUCCAAAUGCUGGAGUAGUGGUUGGUGUUUGCCAGAGAUUGUCAUUUUCUACGUGUACGGAGUUUCCAUGUUUUGAGCCGUCUCCCCAGGCACAAACUAUAUUACAUUGUUUGUUGCGUCACCUCCUUCAGAGGGAUAAGAUCGAGGAAGCUUUAAAGCUGGCUCAAUUAUCGGCAGAAAAGCCCCAUUUCUCCCAUUGUCUUGAGUGGCUACUUUUUACAGUAUUUGAAGCUGAGAUUUCAAGGCAAAACGUGAUUAAAAACCAGAAGGCAGUCUCCAUUCAAAAGCCUGAAUCUCUUUUGGAGAAGACAUGUGACUUGAUCAGAAAUUUUCCUGAAUAUCACAAUGUUGUAGUGAGUGUUGCUAGGAAAACAGAUGGUCGACACUGGGCGGAUUUAUUUUCUGCAGCUGGUAGAUCAACAGAGUUGUUCGAGGAGUGCUUCCAGAGAAGAUGGUACCAAACUGCAGCUUGCUAUGUUCUUGUCAUUGCCAAACUUGAAGGUCCUGCUGUCAGCCAGUACUGUGCCUUGCGCUUGUUACAGGCAACUCUUGAUGAUUCUUUGUAUGAACUUGCUGGGGAAUUGGUGAGGUUUUUGCUGAGAUCUGGAAGAGAGUAUGAGCAGGCACCGACUGAAGAAGGGGUUUCACCUAGAUUUUUGGGUUUGUUUCUUUUCUCUUCAAAGAAGCAGCCUUUUGAUUCCAAGAGCAGCUCACAUAAAGAACAAAGUGCUCAUGUCACUUCUGUUAGAAAUAUUUUGGAAAGCCAUGCUAGCUAUUUAAUGUCAGGGAAGGAGCUGUCAAAGCUUGUUGCAUUUGUGAAGGGCACUCAGUUUGAUGUGGUGGACUUCCUCCAACGAGAAAGAUACGGAUGUGCUCAUUUAGAAAAUUUUGCUUCUGGUCUUGAACUCAUUGGGCAAAAGCUUCAUAUGGGUACACUCCAGAGUCGGUUGGAUGCUGAAUUCCUCUUGGCUCACAUGUGCUCUGUCAAAUUUAAAGAAUGGAUUGUUGUCCUUGCAACUCUGUUGAGAAGAUCUGAGGUACUCUUUGAUUUAUUUCGGCAUGAUGCGCGUCUUUGGAAAGCAUAUUGCAUCACUCUUCAGUCGCAACCAACAUUUGCCGAGUACCAUGAUUUGGUUGAAGAACUGGAGGAACGGCUCUCAUCUGUUCCAAAAUUUCAGGAGAUAUGACGCCAAACUUGUAAAGUCGUAAGCUUUCAUCCCAACAUAGUUCACAGGCUUUUGAGGGUGUUAUUAAUGUUUAUUGGUGCAGUACCUAGGCAAAGAGCCCUACUACCUUAAAUGACAAUUUCCACUUUAUAGGGUUCACAUCUCUGUAUUAUGUGUAGGAGCAGCAAUAGUGUAUCAUUCAUUCUUUGGUUUUUCCCUGUAGCAUUUUUGGUCGUUGCAGUUAUAUUAGAAUUAUAGCAUCCUCCGCGGUUGUACAUAGAAGCUAGAAGCUAGGAUGCAGCCAUGAGGACUGUGAUUGCUCCCGGCAGUUGACAAGCCUGGAUCAAUAUAUAUCGUCUGUAUACCUCUGUUUUUGUAUUGAUUGAUAAGAGUACGGAUGUCCCUAAUAAAAGUUUUAGGCUCCAUAUUCUAUUACUUUUGCCAUGUAUCAUAUAACUUUCAGUUAAAUCUCACCUUAUUUUAGAGGUCAGAUGCUUAAAAAUUUCA